AUGAGCGACAUCAAGACAUUCGGCCUAGGAAACUUCACCCUGCAGUCCGGCGCCACCAUCCCAUCGGCCUGGAUCUCCUACCGGACCUUUGGCGACGCCUCGUCCCCGGCAGUGGUAUACCCAACCUGGUUCUCAGGCUCUAUAUCGGACAACGAGUGGCUCGUCGGUGGCGGAAAGACGCUCGACCCGUCCAGGUACUUCAUCGUCAUCCCGGCCCUCAUCGGCAACGGCCAGUCCGUCAGCCCGUCCAACUGGGCCAGCACGGCCGAUCCCCCCUCCCCCUUCCCGGACGUGACCUUGUACGACAACGUGCGCGCCCAGCACCUCCUCGUCACCCAGGGCCUGGGCAUCAGACACAUCCGCGCUGUUCUGGGCUGGUCCAUGGGUGCCGCCCAGUCCUUCCAGUGGGCCACGCAGUUCCCCGACAUGAUGGACAUCUGCGUGCCCUUCUGCGGCGCCGCCAAGACAUCGCUGCACAACCAGGUCUUCCUGGAGGGUGCGAAGGCCGCCCUGCUGGCCGCCAGGGGCCUGAGCUCGGCCGGGAUACCGUCGUCCGGGGGUGCCGGGCCCACCGACGAGGCCGCCGCCAGGACAUGGUCGUCCGAGGAGAGGACCGUCGGCCUGAAGGCCUUUGGUCGCGUCUAUGCCGGUUGGGGCUUCUCCCAGACCUUUUACCGCCAAGAGCUGCACAGGAAGUUCUACGGCGCCAGCGACAUGGAGGACUUCCUCGUCAACUUCUGGGAGGCCUGGGCCCUCGGAAAGCACCCGGACAACCUGCUCGUCAUGCUGCAUACCUGGCAGGCUGGCGACGUCAGCGCCCAGGAGCCCUACAACGGUGACUUUGCCGCUGCCAUGGCCGCCAUAAGAGCCAAGACCCUCGUCCUUCCCAGCAAGACGGACCUUUACUUCCCGCCAGAAGACUCGGAGCACGAGGUCCAGUCCAUGAGCCCCGGCAUCGGCCAGCUCGACAUCUACCCCUCCGUCUGGGGUCAUUGGGCCGGCGGACCCCCGGGCAACAUGGAAGAUGUGGCCUGGUUGGACAAGCAGCUGGCCAAUAUCUUUGCCUCUGCUCCAAAGAGGGCCUGA
Molecule: messenger RNA, 1086 nt
Organism: Geosmithia morbida
Lineage: Eukaryota; Fungi; Ascomycota; Sordariomycetes; Hypocreales; Bionectriaceae
Product: homoserine O-acetyltransferase/O-succinyltransferase
Exons: 2
Coding region: 1-1086 (361 amino acids)
Biological process (GO): biosynthetic process
Molecular function (GO): acyltransferase activity, transferring groups other than amino-acyl groups
Source: RefSeq, a predicted model, not a curated record